AUGGCAACGUUGGGGUCUGGGCUGCUCACAGAGGUGGAUGAGUUUGAGGACACACCUGACCUAGAGCCACUGGAGCCGACGCUGAGCAACAUCAUUGAACAGCAAAGUCUGAAGUGGAUUUUUGUUGGAGGGAAGGGAGGUGUUGGAAAAACCACCUGCAGUUGCAGCCUAGCUGUGCAGCUUUCCAAAGUACGUGAGACUGUUCUUAUCAUCUCCAUUGAUCCUGCUCACAACAUUUCAGAUGCCUUUGAUCAGAAAUUUUCCAGGGUUCCCACCAAAGUAAAGGGCUAUGACAAUCUUUUUGCUAUGGAGAUUGAUCCUAGCUUUGAUGUGUCAGAGCUUCCAGAUACGUUCUUUGAAGAAGAUAACAUGCGAAGUAUGGGCGAGAAGAUGAUGCAGGAGGCAAUGAGCAUCUUCUCUGGUAUUGAUGAAGUCACGAGCUAUGCUGAAGUGAUGAGGCUGGUGAAAGGGAUGGAUUUCUCCGUGGUGGUUUUUGACACAGCGCCUACAGGACAAAUGUUACAGCUGCUCAACUUCCCCACCAUCGUGGAGCGGGGUCUAGGCCACCUGAUGCAGAUAAAGAACCAGAUCAGGGCCUUCAUAUCACAGUUGUGCAACGUGCUUGGCAUGGGAGACAUGAAUGCUGAUCAGUUAGCCUCCAAGCUGGAAGAGACUCUCCUUGUCAUCCGCUCAGUGAGCGAGCAAUUCAAGAAUCCGGAGCAAACUACAUUUAUCUGUGUUUGCAUCCCUGAGUUCCUCUCCCUGUACGAAACAGAGCGGCUCAUCCAGGAGCUGGCCAAGUGCAAGAUCGAAACCCACAAUAUCAUAGUCAAUCAGUUGGUUUUCCCUGACCCAGAAAAGCCAUGCAAGAUGUGUGAGGCUCGGCAUAAGAUCCAGUCCAAAUACCUUGACCAGAUCGAAGACUUCUAUGAAGAUUUCCAUAUUGUAAAGCUGCCACUUCUGCCCCAUGAAGUUCGAGGCACUGACAAAGUCAGCACUUUCUCAAGUCUGCUACUCGAGCCCUACAAGCCACCUGGCGCAAAAUGAAGCCCUAUGGACUGGGUCCCAUUAAUUCCCCUGUCAACCAUUCCAUGUGUGCCCUUCCUCACCCCUUUCCUGCUGGAACUCCUCCCCUUCCAGUAGCCUCAUUUACCUCUUGCAGUUGAUUGAUGGGCUUGUGGUGGGGUUGGAAGAGGCAGAAUUUGGAGGUC
This is a messenger RNA of Heteronotia binoei (common prickly gecko), 1211 nucleotides long. Its product is annotated as ATPase GET3-like. The transcript has a single exon. Gene Ontology annotation, cellular component: GET complex. Gene Ontology annotation, biological process: post-translational protein targeting to endoplasmic reticulum membrane. Gene Ontology annotation, molecular function: ATP hydrolysis activity; ATP binding. The record is from RefSeq and is a predicted model, not a curated record. Bases 1 to 1047 code for a protein of 348 amino acids. Lineage: Eukaryota; Metazoa; Chordata; Lepidosauria; Squamata; Gekkonidae.